Messenger RNA from Solanum dulcamara, 753 nucleotides. RefSeq names its product pectinesterase inhibitor 3-like. Bases 1 to 753 code for a protein of 250 amino acids. The transcript has a single exon. Gene Ontology annotation, molecular function: enzyme inhibitor activity. NCBI's taxonomy places the organism in Eukaryota, Viridiplantae, Streptophyta, Magnoliopsida, Solanales, Solanaceae. The record is from RefSeq and is a predicted model, not a curated record.
AUGGAAUAUUUAUUCCUUUCUUUCCUGUUUCUCUGUACCCUGACUUCAACACAAUCCGUAAAUAAUGAUAAUCUAAACUCAUCCCCAAAUAUUGCACCAAGCAUGCAACCCGCAACUUCUUCUUCAAAACAAAACGCAAAUUCACCAAAUAGUCAUUCUUCCUACCCUCCUGGAUAUGAAAAUGAUGAUGCACCAUUACAAUCACAAUCACAAUUUCCUUCUUUCCCUGUUCAUUCAAUUUCUGGCCUCCCAUCUUCUCUUAUUUCCACCAAUACACGAAAAGACGAAGGAGCAAAUAGUGAUACUGAUACUAUUAUCAAAAAUAUAUGCGACAAUACUGACUACCCUGAUCUUUGCACCGCAACCGUGGCCCCAUUUAUGCGUGGAACUAUUAUCAAUGUACAAAAUGUUCUUCAAGUGGCUAUGAAACAGAGCGAUGCGUUUGCCAAAUUGGGAUUUGCAACUUUUAAAAGAGCUUCAGAAUCCCCUGCUACUCCACCUAAAACUAAGAAAAUGCUUAAAACUUGCCUAGAUAGUUGGGAUACUGUGUUGUACAAUUAUGAGGAAGCUAUUGAGGCUCUACGUAUUCAUGAUAGUGGACGUAUGAGCACCAUGCUCAGUGCUGCAAUUACUGAUAUUUCUGAUUGUGAAGAUGCAUUUGAAGGUGUCAUUACUCCUAUGUCUGGGUAUAGUGAAAGGAUGACUAAAAUGACCAGCAAUUGCCUAGCCAUUAUUUCACAACUUCCAAUUUAG